AUGCUGGAUACAGAUUCUGAUGACGAGGAUGGUGCUGAGCUGGCAUCUGAUAACCCCGAGGUGGCAUUGGACGAAGCUGACGAUGCAGAACCGGUGAUUCUGGACAGCGGGGCUGCUGCUGACGUGUCCACACCCUCUGUUGAGCUGGCAGGAGAAGGGAGCGGAGAGGAUGUGACUGAAAUGAGGGAUAGACUAGGGGAGGAGGAAGAGGUGGAGGUGAUGGAAGUGAGGGGGAGGAGGAGGAGCUCUGACGGUGGGGAGGAGGUGGUAGUGGUGGAAGAGAAGGGGAGGAGGGAGAGAGGAGGUGGGAGAGCAAGUGACAGGCAUGUAGUUGACUUGGAGGGGUAUGGGAGCUCUCAGAUUCAAGAGAUUCAGGACACUCAGGAGGAGAUUCAGGAGGAGGGGAAUGGGGGGACUGAGGAAGUUGAGGAUGAGGGGGAGGAUGAGGAGGAGGAGGAGGAGGAGGAGGAGGGGGAGGAGUUGCAAGCUGCUGACGUGGAUGAGGAGGAGGAUGACGUGGAUGAUGACGCGGAUGACGAUGCGGCUCAAGAGAUUGGAGAAGAUGGGGGAGCGGGUUCGGGAGGUGCAGGCUCGGCGAAGGGUCGGGAGGAGGGCACAGGGAAGGCGGGAGACGGAGCGAGAGGAGAAGCAGGAGAGCAGGAUGAAGAAGGUGAACAGGAGGGAGAGGGGGAGGAGGCACAAGGGGAGGAGAGGAGUGGUGGUGGUGGUAACCGCACGGUGGAAGGGACAGUAGAAAAACCUGCGAAAGUGCCUUCAAGCAUUCCGAAGAGAUUCCUCAAGGAGUUGAGGGAGCUUCGGGAAAUUAGUGGGAUUCCUGAGCCUGCUUUGGCCUCGGAUGCUGCCGAACCUAGAGAAGGCACCCAGGCUCGGAACGGAGCUGCAGCAGGCUCGGCGCCUCGGGGCUGGGUUCCUCCGAGUGUUCUUCGAGAUCCAACCUCCAUUGCCUGUUAUGUGCCGACGAGUGCUCCACACGUUCCGAAACAGCUCCCACAGGACGUCAUGAGUUUGGGGGUGCGCUUGUUUGCCAAGAGCCCUGGAGCAUUGUUGUGGCAGCAGCAAGCCAAGGCAAGGCGGGGAGGAGGAGGCUCAAUGAGAACGGGAAAUGCGUCUUCUAUCACUAGUUACAGUUCUUUCUUUGUAGAGCAUGCCAAGACCGGCGAUGCAGCAUUUUCCAUUUCGCUAGCAACGCAUGACGAAGCCGGCGAAAAUAACGGCGUUGCAAGAGAUUCCUGCGCUAAACCUGCCGAUCCUCCAGCUCGCCGCAGCGCGUCGAAGCACCGUCGAGCCUCUUCCGUAUCGCGACCCGCGUGGCUCAGCGAGGAGCAAAUCUGCGCUGCGCUCGCCGCUCCGCCAGUCCCCCCGGCAUUCGGCGCUCCUUCUCCGCGAAAUGCCGCUUCCGCCGCAGCGUCCGCCUCCAGACGAUCAAGCUGGGCGCUCGCGGCUACCGCGCACGGCAUUAUGGCGGAAGGCUUUGGCUGGGAAACGAUGAAAGGCGACUUGUGCGACAGCGGUAACAGCCGCGGCGCCGUCGUAGCAGCAAUGCCGUCACCGUCGUCUGCCAACAGUAGCACGAGCAGCGGCAAUCGCAUAAAAUCGAGUUUUAGUAGCGGGGACAAUGUAACGGACAAGGACGACGUUUCUGGAGCCGACGCGGCUCGUUUGCCAUGGCUGCCGCCGGUGAUCUCGUCGCGCAGCAGCAGUGGCGAAAGUUACCCGUGCCUCGCCACUCCCAGAUCGAACAGGGCUCGGCGAAGGUCCUUCACGAACACCUCGUCUGUCCGCGCGUUCCGCCAUUCCCACAGCGCGCCCGCGGAUGAGAGUCCAGGAACUGGGGGGAGCGGCGGGGGGAACGCGCCGCCUUCUCCGAUGGGUAGGAUUCCGAGCUCUGGGUUUGGCGGGGGCGGGGCGAUGACCCCCCGACAAAGAGCCGCGCGGAGCAUGUUCCCCCGCGCCGUGUCCGCGUCGUCCGCGCACGUCAGCGGCGAGAGCGCGGGAGGGGGGAUAGGCGGGGCGAAUCGCAGGCGAGGGGGCGGGCGGGUAGUGGGGCGGGUUGGCUCAUCCCCGCUACAGCCAUCCCCGCUACAAGCGUUCACGCUACAGCCGUCCCUGCUGCAAGCAGCUGCGUCGGUCAGCGGUGUAGAUGCGCCCGCUCAGGAAAACAACCCGGACAUAAAUUAUUUUCUACAAGCUGGGUCCCCUGCCCGCGCUGGCCCAGGUUUGGGGCGAAGGGGGGUCACAGUGGCAGCAGCGCCGAAACUGAAACCGCUGCCAGAGCUAAGGCAACUCAGUGGUCGUGUAGCGCUGAGGCAAUUUAGCGGUUUGUCUGGAGCCCCGUCGUACUCUUCUUACAGAGAACGUAGGCAGCAGCAGCCGCGGCAGCUUCAGAGGCACUCGACUGCUCCCUGUGAUGAAAUUGACGGCUCUGUUUUCGAGAUGGUUGACCCAGAGGAAUCGAACGGUUCAGAACCAGCGGUUGUGGACGGUCAGUGUGCUUAA
Closterium sp. Yama58-4 is the source of this 2517-nucleotide messenger RNA. Lineage: Eukaryota; Viridiplantae; Streptophyta; Zygnematophyceae; Desmidiales; Closteriaceae. The record is from the annotation of a GenBank genome assembly.